AUGUCUCCCGGUCAUAACUUUAACGAAAAUCCAUCAAGUUCAACUACACCUAUUAUGAAUUCUUAUAUUGUCCAUGUUGGCGAACAAACGUUUCGUCUUUAUCGUUCAUCAAUAACUUUUGACUCUCCUAACUUCUUUACUCAUACUUUUCUUUGUGACGAAACACCAGGAGAAAACGAUGCAGGUGUCUCUACUAAUAACGUUACUUUAACAGCCGAGUCAAAAACACGGAAAGAUAAGACAAGUAUUACUUCUUUGGACAACAUUGGAAAAACUGGUGAUAGUUGUGUUGGAGAUAUUGAUUAUAACAAAACAAAGUCUAGUGCUAGCACUCAAACAUAUAUUUCACCUAAUGCAUUCGUAAAGGAAAUCACGAUUGACAGGGAUCCUCGAUCAUUUGAAGUCAUUUUAAGAUAUCUUCGAGGUUAUACCAUAUUUCCACUUUCUUCUGUUAACUUACCUCCUGGCAUGUCACUUGACUUGUUUAGGGAAAGUUUACUAGAAGAUGCGCGGUUCUAUGGUUUAUGCAGACUUGAACGACUUCUUCAAGCAGAAACUCCAACACCUUUAAGUUAUAAGGAUCCUUUCACUUCAGCCGAUAAAAUUCUUUUAUCAUUGCGUGAUGUUCCAAUUCACAAGGAAUUCAUUAAAUCUAAUCUUGAGGGAUCUUCCACCAUAGAAUUUUUUACGGGUGCUGUUCUCACACUCGAAUUAGAGUCUUCUGAUGCUUCAAUACGUUUUCAUACAAAAUUUUUGAACGAACAAGAUCAAAAGGCUUUAGAAACUUUGGGCGAAAUUUGUGGGGAAAAUUCAAAAAUUCAAUUUUCAAGACAUUUGAACACAAAUCAAAAUAUGCGAGAUUCAUUAAACGGGAUACGUUUAGAAAUUGAUGGGGUUCAGGUUACGGGGGUUGACAUUGCCUCUUUGGUCGGAUCUUACAGUCCAAGGGCAAAAGCUUUGGAAGAUAUGUUUCGUCAAUCCGGAGGUCAAAAAUUAGGUAUAAAUCCGGUUUAUCUUGGAGUUGUGUGGGCUAAAGGAUGGACUCAAGAAUGGUGGGCUUGGAAUGAAUAUAGAAUGAAAUUGGACACUCUCCAAUAA
Messenger RNA from Funneliformis geosporum, 1098 nucleotides. The record is from the annotation of a GenBank genome assembly. Lineage: Eukaryota; Fungi; Glomeromycota; Glomeromycetes; Glomerales; Glomeraceae.